Molecule: messenger RNA, 1324 nt
Organism: Synchiropus splendidus (mandarinfish)
Lineage: Eukaryota; Metazoa; Chordata; Actinopteri; Syngnathiformes; Callionymidae
Exons: 6
Coding region: 1-735 (244 amino acids)
Molecular function (GO): protein binding
Source: RefSeq, a predicted model, not a curated record
AUGGGCAGUGGAGGUGCACUGAGGAUUGACCCUUUUAUCUCCAGUCACUGCUGCAGUGGAUUAGUCAGCUGCAUUUAUUUUAAGAUCAAGGGAGAAGAGGGAGCGCGGGAGCAUCGCUCAGUGUGCGAGAGUCAGAUCUUCAGGAUGCAUCACAUCUACAUGCACAGCAAUGAGCAAUUUGAGGUCUUCACCACUGUCCUCGCCCCUCAAGGGAGAUGCCGGUACAGAACUGAUGCAGAAAAGAUGGUAGUGGUGCACAGCUACAAGCCGCAGUGGCCGGAUGAAGUGGAGCUCUCUGCUGGUGACGUCAUCUUGGUUCUGUCCAAACAUGAGGAGGGAAGAUGGUUCGGGCGGCUGCAGGACGGUCAGCAAGGCUACUUCCCCGCCUCCUGUGUGAUGGAACUGGGCCAGGUGAACCUUCCUCCCAGAGCUUUACGGAGAUGCGCAUCUCUGAGAGGCCUGGACAGUGACUGGGGCCCGCGCAGCAGAGGCACAAGUGGACACAUUCGGCAGGCGCUCAAGAGAGGGAGCAAAGGAGGAGGAGGAGGAGGUGGAGGGGACCUGGUCCUGGAUGGGGGCCCCAUCCCAGAGCAGAGGCACCACCACAUCACAGUUCCUCAACCUGUGGCCUCCCAGGCUCACAGGUCCCCGGGUCUGCUCCACAGGAUCUUGUCCAAGUGCCGGAGAAAGAGUGAAUGCCAGGGCACGGCCAACGGGGCCUUCGAAGGAGACUGAAGGGGCCCCUCCUCUUUGUCCUGGGUGUGUGUGUAUGCAUGGAUAUAUGUGUGUGUGUCUGUGUGUGUGAGAGAGAGAAAGAGGGCCAAGCAGCUUCUGCAUGUGAAACAGGUCUUGAAUAUUUUGAUUCGGGCCAGUACCUCAUCGGUGAUGUAACUCAAAAGUCAUGUAGCAGAAGAGACGGAGCUACCGAGGGAAAUAAACCAAAAUACAUCUGUAGAUUUGCUGCACCUGCUCUCUGGUAUUCAGAAGAAUCACACCUGUCCGUACAGUUAUCACGUUGGUGACAUGCUUUUGUUCAUUUGGCAGCAUCGCUGCAGCUCACUUCUAGUUUGUACUCUCACUUAGAACCAGGGCUGGAUGAGGUUGUUGCUGGUGCAGUUCUUCAUGUCAUUGAGCAAGACUGACCCUGCGGCCACUGCACGACAGCCUGAAUAGGACUGUGGCGCUUCUUAUAUUUCAGAAACUGCGAUAGUUGCAUGCAGUAACUCUGGGAAACCCAGGAUCUCACCCUGUGUACGACAUGUGAGGAGAGUGCAUCUGCUCCAGUGGCAUGUUUUUAUGUGAUUAAAAAGAACAAAGCCUGAAA